This is a messenger RNA of Coniophora puteana RWD-64-598 SS2, 1468 nucleotides long. RefSeq names its product Emopamil-binding protein. The coding region runs from base 85 to 714 and encodes 209 amino acids. Gene Ontology annotation, cellular component: membrane; endoplasmic reticulum. The record is from RefSeq and is a predicted model, not a curated record. Lineage: Eukaryota; Fungi; Basidiomycota; Agaricomycetes; Boletales; Coniophoraceae. Gene Ontology annotation, biological process: sterol metabolic process. The transcript has 8 exons. Gene Ontology annotation, molecular function: cholestenol delta-isomerase activity.
CGACCCCGCGUCUUGGGAGCUUGUUCGUGAACAUAAAGUAGAACCACAGGUUGUUCCCGUCGUUGUCACAUACCUCACGCUAGGAUGUCGACCACUGAAGUUUUCUCAGCCACCUCAGCUUACUCGCUGACUGUCUUUACGACUUAUAUCAUCAUAGCUUAUACUGGUGCCAAGACGCUUCUUCCCAAAAAUGCGCGUUGGCAGGAUAUUGUCACGUUCGUCUAUCUGGCAUUUGAUGCCCUGAUCCACUUCACGUUUGAGGGGUCUUUCCUGUAUCUCUCUACAUUCGGCAGGACUGUAAACUCGAGCACUGGACCUGCUGCGGCUCUGUGGAAAGAAUACGCUGCUGCAGAUGCGCGCUGGGGUGUCUCCGAUCCCACGGUUGUUUCGCUUGAGAUCCUCACUGUCAUUGGUGUUGGCUUGUUGUGCUGUCUCGCGCUCAAGCAGCUUGUAAACGACGAUCCCGCCAGGCAUUACUGGAUCAUUGUCUUGAGUACUUCGGAAUUAUAUGGCGGAUGGAUGACCUUUUGCCCCGAGUGGCUUACUGGAAGUCCUAACUUGAAUACAUCUAACGCUUUGUACCUCUGGUGCUACCUGGUCUUCAUGAAUAUCAUCUGGGUUAUCAUUCCCAGUUGGCUUAUGUGGGAUUCUUACCAGCAUAUCACUGGUUCUCUGCGCCAGACUCAAGCUAUUGCGAGGGCAAAGAAAGACUGAAUAUCUGGGCUACCUUGCGCUGGGACUGAGGUCGUAUCUACCGUUCAUAUGACUUUUGUGCUGAUACCCUCCUUACAUAAUGGUAAUAAAGAGCGUAUUUUCAGUAGUUUGCACUCAACGCUAGUAUGCGCCAAACAAGGGAUAUCCGUGCAUUCCUUCCUAGUUGUGCUAAGAUAUGGAAACAUUGCAACAAUUAUCAUAGUUCAUUGUCCCGAGAGUUAAAGUCCGUGGAAGCGCGAAUUCAGAUGGUACGAGAGGCCACGGUCACGUCUAAGCGUCAACAAUGGUAAACUCAGGGCUAGCGUUGCCGGAAUCUCCGAACAAGACGAGAAUGCAUUGGAACAUGUGGAAAGGGUUGAUUUCAGGGACCUUUACUUCAACCCAGCCUUGGGAGAGAGGGAAGUUAACAGCGAUCGGGUCCUGGAUAUCGAGGUUCUCGCUGUUGUUGAACUUCUGACCGUAAAGGAUGAGGCCAGUCAUGUUGGCCUUGUCUGCGGGAACGGAGGAAGCGUCCCAGGUGACAUUCUGAGUCGAACCAGCGGUCCAGACGGUGCCCGCCUUGGGGUAUGUGAUAGCAGGGCUGAUCACGUCGAGUUGGACCGGCUUUACGGGCGCAGCGCCGACAUGAGAAGCAACGGCAACCAGGAGGGUAAAGAGAAAGGCGGUAAGCAAAGAGAACAUCAUGGAGUCAAACGUAAGCUUAAACGCGAACGAAGAGUUGCUGAACGAAUGGAGUAGUGCUGAAGAGCAGUGG